Molecule: messenger RNA, 1247 nt
Organism: Tachysurus fulvidraco (yellow catfish)
Lineage: Eukaryota; Metazoa; Chordata; Actinopteri; Siluriformes; Bagridae
Gene: ecrg4a
Product: ECRG4 augurin precursor a
Exons: 4
Coding region: 89-520 (143 amino acids)
Biological process (GO): G1 to G0 transition; anaphase-promoting complex-dependent catabolic process; cellular senescence
Source: RefSeq, a predicted model, not a curated record
UCCUCUCCCCCUCGCUGUUUUUUUUUCUCCUUCCAUUGCGUCCGGACCCUCAGCAGUAAACGUGUGCAGACAAAGAAACGACUCCAUCAUGAUAUACCCGAAGCUUUACCUACGGCUCUUUACUUUCCUGGCAAUAAUAACUCUGCUGCCUCUUUCAGAUGUAUCAAGUGAGAGCACGCUGCACAAACUCCUGAAGAAGAGAGAAGUCGAGGGUGAGGUGAAGGCAGCAGAGGCUGUGGUUGUUCCUCCCACUAAGGCCAAGCAGUUCCUGGCUUCUCUCAGAAGGCCUAAGAGGAACCUGUGGGAUCGAAGCCGUCCUGAUGUGCAGCAGUGGAUCCAGCAGUUCAUGUACCUGGGGUAUGAUGAGGCGAGACUCGAGGCCGACCUGGCUUACUGGAAGGACCAAGCGCUCUCUACAGAUCAGGGACGGCAGCAUCACUACGAUGAAAACGCUCCCAUGGGCCCUCGAUACGCCACCUCUAACAGACACGGAGCAAACGUCAACUAUGACUACUAUUAGCUUUCCUUUCUCCUCAGGAAUGACCUCAUCAAGGCUAAAUCAAGUGAUACAUUUCUGUAAUGCUGUGAGACAGCAUACAUUGUUAAAAGCACUAUAAAUAUAAAAUCUAAUUGAACCGAACUACGUGAUAAAGAAAUCCUUAAAGAUUUGAAUGAUGACAUUUCUCACAGUUAUCAGUAACAUUAUUGAUUAUCUUGGUCACCUGUAAUACAUCAAUAUAAUCAAUACUAACAGCUUUAGCUUUAGAGAACUCCUCUUUCCCUCAAUAAUCAAAAGCAUGCUGGGAUGCAAAGCAAGUAGUAUAACUUGUAGAGAAGUACAGCCUUUAUAGUUUUACGUAAUAUUUCUUUUUUUUCUGCUUUGACAUACCGAAAAAGUAAAUAAGUCUCUCUCCUGCUCAGACGCUUGAAGUUUUAAGUCCACAAAACAGCAUUUACUUUGCAAUUUAAUGUUAAAAUUUUAAAUAUUUCUUUCCUUUUGUUGUGUGUGCAUGCAUUUAUAUUCAAUGAUCAGUCAGCUGAUAUGUACAGCAAAAAAAACCAAAAACAAAAAAAAACAAACAAACAAAUAAAGCUUGAUAUCAGGCUAACUGCUCACUCAAACAUAUUGCAGCAAUCUUUUUUUUCACCUGUUACCAAAGAAAAAUGAAAGAAGAGUGAGAGUUAAAAUGCAGUAUAAUGUACACUGUAAAUAUUUUAUUAAAAUAACUUUUGUUUUUCACCUGAAA